AUGAAGAUCUCAGUCCUUUUCUUUACGUCCGCCCUCGUCGUGGGCGUUCUCGCAGCGCCUAUCGACAAGACCGCCCCCGCCGAUGCGAUCAACAUCCUUAACGAUGACAUCGCCGAGGCACCGGUCAACGACCUUAACCAGAUCAAGAAGCGGGAAAAGAUGUUCGAAGGCGGAGGAAGAGGUGGUGGAGGAGGAGGAGGAGGAGCAAGGAAUAGUGGCAGUGGAGGGAAAGGGAAGUCCAAGAAGCCAGAGUCCGGGACCGGGGGUAGCGUGGGCAAUGUCGGAUCGGGCGGUAAGAGCAAGUCAAAGGAACCGAGUUGCGGAGGUGGCGGCACAAACUCGAUCAGUGUUGGCUGCUGA
Molecule: messenger RNA, 360 nt
Organism: Colletotrichum destructivum
Lineage: Eukaryota; Fungi; Ascomycota; Sordariomycetes; Glomerellales; Glomerellaceae
Exons: 1
Coding region: 1-360 (119 amino acids)
Source: RefSeq, a predicted model, not a curated record